Fomitopsis serialis is the source of this 1362-nucleotide messenger RNA. RefSeq lists its product as uncharacterized. The record is from RefSeq and is a predicted model, not a curated record. The coding region runs from base 1 to 1362 and encodes 453 amino acids. NCBI's taxonomy places the organism in Eukaryota, Fungi, Basidiomycota, Agaricomycetes, Polyporales, Fomitopsidaceae. The transcript has 4 exons. Gene Ontology annotation, molecular function: protein binding.
AUGCCCGAUGGGAGCGGGAGCACAUACCUCCACUUCGCCGUCAGGCUCGAUGACGUGCCGUUCGUAUACGAAUGCAUCCGUCUUGGGGCCGACGUCAACCGUAGGGACGUCAAGGGGCAGACACCGCUGUACUGCGCCAUGCACGAGUUGUUUGGGUUCUCACUCGAACUGGCAGAGCGACAGCUGCGCCACAAGGGCACCGAGGACGAAAGCCUCGCCAUAUCCACCAUCGCGCGGUUGCGACACAUAGCGAAGAUUCUAGUCGAGCAGCACGCCGAUAUCAAAGUUCCGCCUCACGGGGAUCUGCUCUACCACGUUGUCAGCCUCGCUUGGGUGACCCUCGAAGUAGAACUACUCGAGCUGUUUGGGCUCUACGGAGUCCCUUCUGACUACUUCGAAUUCCUCUCGGAAGCCCCGGAUCCACAGUUGGAUACUUGGGAAAUCAAUCCCGCCGGAGUAUCAGCUUGCAGGGAGCUGGCGGCGCGUUUCGCUGCUACUUUACCAUCGAGAAUGGAACCAAUAACGCGACCACCGCGUAAAUGCCCUUGUUUGUCGGGAAAGCCACUCGCCGAAUGUCACGGAUCGGGUGACCACCCAUAUCCUCCCACAUUUGCGUGCAUCUGCAGGUCGACGAAGACAUAUGAAAACUGCUGCAAACGCAGAGCCGAAUUGGUCGAGAGAUGGGACCAAGAACGGGGGUGCAUGGCUGUCACCCAGCGCAAGAUGGAAGGGAAUACGACGACCUACAUCUCCUUUACCUCUGUGGGCACGGCAAGGAACACCGUAUGGCCGGAUACGGGAAAGAAGACUCCGUCAGAGCUCGUUGAGAUGGCCGUCGAGUAUAACGACACCCAAAACGAAGAGAAAGCUGACCCGGCUUUCCGGUAUGUGGUGACUGAAUUGAACUAUCUGCCUAUGCCUGAGGGAGACUGGCUGGGCUCAAAAUCCCUGGGCAAGAAACUCAGCCUUGGCUGGAAUCUUUACGUCGACCAGUACAUUGCAUCCGGCCAAGACACUCGGAGUGUCUCCCAGAUCGAACGGGCUGCCAAGCUGGAUCCGUUUUGGCAGCCCCUAUGGAAGAGAUGUGAGGCAUCCGGAUGUAAGACGAUAGAGCGUCCAGGGCUCAAGAUGAAGCGCUGCCAUGGGUGUCAAAAGAUAUAUUACUGCGGCGCGCCGUGCCAGAAAGCACAUUGGAAGGAGCACAAGGAUGCAUGCAAGAGACAAGACCACCCACUCCAGAUGUUGCGAUCGCAGAGGAUCUACUCAACUAUUCUCAACGAGAUCAUCAAACCUGCGCAAGAACGGUUACUGCAGGGCUCAGAACCAACAAAGCCUGCAGACUCCGAGGAACCUGCUAUUUGA